AGUGGCUACAGAAUAUCCAAAACGGCAUCCUAAAAAAGCGCCAGAGUUACCAAUCCUAGAGAGGAAAAACUGGUUGAUCUAUCUGCUGUAUGUUCGCAGAGACUACGACGAGUGCAAGGCUGUCAUCAAAGAGCAGCUCCAGGAGUCUCAUGGACUGUGCGAAUAUGCAGUCUACGUUCAAGACAUGUUCCAUUCUGAACCCUCGAAGCGCUGACAACCUGAAGCAGGUGGCACGAUCACUGUUUCUUUUGGGGAAGCACAAGGCAGCCAUUGAAGUGUACAACGAAGCGGCUAAACUCGAUGAAAAGGACUGGGAGAUCAGCCACAACCUGGGUGUGUGCUACAUGUACCUGAAACACUUCAACAAGGCACGAGACCAGCUAAACAAUGCCCUGGAGCUCAACAGACAUGAUCUGACUUACAUGAUGCUGGGGAAAAUUCACCUAUUGGAGGGGGAGAUGGAUAAAGCCAUUGAAGUCUAUAAGAAAGCCAUAGAGUUUUCUCCAGAAAACACAGACCUCCUUACAACACUGGGGUUACUUUACUUGCAGCUUGGGGAUUACCAGAAGGCUUUUGAACACCUUGGAAAUGCGCUUACUUACGACCCAGGCAACUACAAGGCUACCUUGGCGGCUGGCAGCAUGAUGCAGGCCCAUGGAGAUUUUGACGUUGCCCUCUCCAAAUACAGGCUGGUAGCCAGCACUGUGCCUGAAAGCCCCCCGCUGUGGAACAACAUUGGGAUGUGCUUCUUUGGGAAGAAGAAAUAUGUAGCAGCUAUCAGCUGCCUGAAGCGGGCAAACUACUUGGCUCCCUUUGACUGGAAGAUCUUGUACAAUUUGGGGUUAGUCCACCUCACGAUGCAGCAGUACGCAUCUGCUUUCCACUUCCUCAGCGCUGCCAUCAACUUCCAGCCCAAGAUGGGAGAGCUGUAUAUGCUCCUUGCAGUUGCUCUGACAAACCUUGAAGACAUCGAGAACGCAAAACGUUCCUAUGAGCAAGCUGUGGCACUGGACAAGUGCAACCCCCUCGUCAACCUGAACUAUGCUGUCCUGCUGUAUAACCAGGGCGACAAGAAGGGAGCCCUCAGCCAGUACCAGGAGAUGGAGAAGAAGGUCAAUGCAGUGAAGGAGAGCAGUACUCUUGACUUUGACCCUGAGAUGGUGGAGGUUGCCCAGAAGAUGGGAGCUGCCCUGCAGGUGGGGGAAAGCCUGGUCUGGACUAAGCCUUCUAAAGAGUCUAAAUCCAAGCAGAAAGCUGCUGCGUCAGGGAAAUCCUCCGGCACUCAGCAGCCUUUGGGCUCUAACCAGGCCCUGGGUCAAGCCAUGUCCUCAGCUGCGGGGUAUGGGAAAACCAUGCAGCUUCCCCCAGGUGCUGGAGCAUCAGCUCCGCUUGCAAAGCCUCCCUCGCUGCCUCUGGAACCAGAACCGGGCUCAGAAACGAGCCCCGAGGAGACCUCGGCACCAACGGGGGCUGAGGAACAGAGGAAAGAAAAGCACAAGAGCCGGCAGGCAGCGGACUAGGACGGACUCUGGUUGGGACAGGCAGGUGCAGGAGUAUCUCCAGCGCUGCCUGCUGACUUGUGGGGAAAGGGACCUGCCCUCCCCCCCGACCCACGGUGGCUUCACCCCACUGUCAGUUAGUCUAAAUGCAGCUGUUUUCUGUUAAUGAUUUUAGCACGUGGUCUCUACCUUGUCCCAAGGGGUCGUUGCAGCAAUCAGAAGAGGUUCCUGCGUAGCUACUGUUGGUGUGGUCACAGCUUACAAGAGACUGGAGGAUGGAGAUCCAUCUCUCCACAGGGUUGGCUUCAGUGUUUGCGUGUAAGUCCUCCAGAAGGAUGCUGAGGCAUCCAGUAUGUUUAGAAAAGCCAGCAGUAGUGACUUAGCAUCCUGGAUCCCAAAGAGGAUCAAACGCUUCCAGUGGCUGAGCUUGUAAGCGGCUGAGGAAGCCCUACGCAGGCUGUAGUAAGGUCAGUGGUAAUACGCUCGGAGAGGGGGUGAAGGUAGUGCCCCUCACCAGAGCAAGUGCAGAGCAGUAAGCCAGGCUCGGGACUAGCACGGCCUGGCUUACUGUGAAACAGGGGCUUGUCACUCCCGUUUCACAAGGGCAAGACUUUAUAAAGGCUUUCUCAAGGCUGAAAGGAGACUGAAACAGCUGGGAGCUGGUAUCCCUGAGCAGGGCAAUGUCACGGUCACAGAGCACGAGGGGCACUUUAAAGCCCACACUUUCCUUAGCGGUGGCAGUCGUGAAACGUGGGGGAGCUGCAUAGCAAAGGUGAGCUGCUUUGUCUUGAGGCGAUGGCUCCAUUAACACGCAGCCUGGGGGAGGAGGGAUGGCCGAAGCAGACCUGCUGCGCUGGGCUAACGGCACCGUGUGUUGGCCAGCCAGCUGAGCUGGCUUCUUUAGGACUGUUCAUCUUCUCAUCCCAGGAUCGCUCUUUGUAUUUCUUGAAUCUGACCUAUUUUUAAGCAUAAGCUGCCAUGUGGCAGCUAAGAAGGUUGCAAAGCUGGCCCACAGUAAGGCAAGUGCUCGGAGGCUGGCUAUUCUGGAAGCAGGCUAGCUGCAGCAGCAAAAAAGUCUGCCAAAUUCCUAAUUGUUUGCCGAGAAACAGGGUAGAUGAGCCUCAGUGAAGCUCUGCUCCUGUGAUUGGAGUUCUUCCUUGAGAAUUGUAUUGCCCAGCAUGGGGGGAAAGAUUGGUUUGCAGGAAAAAAAAAGAGCAAGCCUUUCCGGAAAAGACGAUACGGUCAGCUUCAAUGCUAAAUUUGAAUUGUUUUAGUACGACAGCAGCCGUGCUCUGAAUAAUUUAGUUAUGCCCUCCUUACAGUUGCAUUUUAGGAGAAAUCAUUUAUGCUAGCUGUGAGGGGGCAAAGCGGCCCAUUGGUGAGCAGAGCAAGGAAUUUUAAUGCCCAUGUGAUACUAGAGAUGCUUUGAAAGUUUCUAUCCUCAAACAGGAAAAUCUUAGUCUUCCUUUUCUCUGCUACUGUCGGUUUGUUGCCUCUGGGAUUUAUCCAGAGCUUGAUACAGCUCCUCAGAACAACUGCUUUUGGGAACUAAAGGUGGGAGCAUCACGCUUUACAUAAAGAACCAGUAACUGGGUUAAGCACAGUUUUUCUCAUCCUCCCCUCUGUGCCGAGAAGUACACAAAGCAGACGUUGCCGUGGGACUUCCGAUCCGAGUUUUCCAAACG
This is a messenger RNA of Pygoscelis adeliae (Adelie penguin), 3184 nucleotides long. RefSeq names its product Bardet-Biedl syndrome 4 (gene BBS4). The record is from RefSeq and is a predicted model, not a curated record. Bases 90 to 1520 code for a protein of 476 amino acids. The transcript has 15 exons. Gene Ontology annotation, molecular function: protein binding. NCBI's taxonomy places the organism in Eukaryota, Metazoa, Chordata, Aves, Sphenisciformes, Spheniscidae. Gene Ontology annotation, biological process: cilium assembly; protein localization to cilium. Gene Ontology annotation, cellular component: ciliary basal body.